AUGGAAUCGAUGACCCCGCAAAGUAUAUCUCCGCUUUUCCUCUACGAGUCCCCCAUUGAUACUCUAUCCCACGAAGCUUUCCCAUAUCACAGCUCGGCACACCAGUUAUUCCCACCAACCGAGAAUAAUAUUUUCACUUUCCCUAAAUUCAAGCUCUUGCCUCCCGAGCUACGGGAGCAGGUCUUCAAGGAGGCUGUUCCUGAUCGCAAUUCACGAGUGGCGGAUUUCUACUUCGAAGUUUAUAUGAACCCUGGCAAGAUUUUCCUUUCAAUCAACGAUAAGAUAUCACCUGCGAGCCAUUUACUGCCGCUUUUGCAUGCAUGCAAACUCUCACGAGCGGCGGUUUAUAGCCAGUUGAAACACAUCAGAUUAUCGACACAAGAUCCGCACGGUAUUAUGCGAAAUUAUCAUGAGAAACCACCAAUUCGUCAUUUUUGGGAAAAUGAUAGACGUCUCGUCCAAACCUACAUCGAUCCUGUGAGAGACACGCUGAUGCUCAAUAUCCCAGAUCUUGUAUUGCUGAAUCAUUACGGAAGAAGCAUAGAUUUCUCCACAGUUGAGCGUCUUGCAAUUACCACAUUUCCGACUGACGUCAAUCGACUCAUCCGGCGUCGAAUGAGAAAGUAUCCCGUUCUUCUGGCCGGUCUCCCUAAAAUGUGUCCUGAUAUUAAAGUUCUUCAGGUAGUUUCAAAUUUUUCAGUCAAGGAUUUUGCAAGUUCUUACCGUUUAUGCAAAAGGAGGGGGUAUCAUAUGAUCGAUAUUGACACAGAGAUGCGGCAUGACGACUAA
This is a messenger RNA of Botrytis fragariae, 789 nucleotides long. RefSeq lists its product as uncharacterized. NCBI's taxonomy places the organism in Eukaryota, Fungi, Ascomycota, Leotiomycetes, Helotiales, Sclerotiniaceae. The record is from RefSeq and is a predicted model, not a curated record. The coding region runs from base 1 to 789 and encodes 262 amino acids. The transcript is spliced from 2 exons.